AUGAGCGCUCCCACCGGAACCACCAGCUCGCGAGCUGCGAACAUCCCUUCACAUUUCAUCGGCGGCAACCACCUUGAUGCCGCACCGCCCAGCAGCGUCAAGGACUUCGUGGCCAGCCACGAAGGUCACUCCGUCAUCAGUUCGGUUCUGAUCGCCAACAACGGUAUUGCGGCCGUCAAGGAGAUCCGCUCCGUCCGAAAAUGGGCUUAUGAAACCUUUGGCAACGAGCGUGCCAUCCAGUUCACAGUGAUGGCCACGCCAGAAGAUCUGCAGGCCAAUGCGGAUUACAUCCGUAUGGCGGACCAAUAUGUUGAGGUCCCGGGAGGCACGAAUAACAACAACUACGCCAACGUUGACCUGAUCGUCGAUGUCGCCGAGCGUAUGGACGUUCACGCCGUGUGGGCUGGUUGGGGUCACGCCUCUGAAAACCCCCGGUUACCCGAAUCCUUGGCCGCAUCUCCCAAGAAGAUUAUCUUCAUUGGUCCCCCCGCCUCGGCCAUGCGCUCGCUCGGUGACAAGAUCUCCUCGACGAUCGUCGCUCAGCAUGCUGGUGUCCCUUGUAUCCCCUGGUCUGGAACGGGUGUGGAUGAUGUGAAGGUCGACGAGCAUGGCAUCGUUACUGUCGAUGACGAGGUCUACAACCGGGGUUGUACCUUCUCGCCCCAGGAGGGUCUGGAGAAGGCCAAGGAGAUUGGCUUCCCUGUCAUGAUCAAGGCCUCCGAGGGUGGUGGUGGUAAGGGUAUUCGUAAGGUUGAGCGGGAGGAGGACUUCGUCAGCCUGUACAAUGCCGCUGCCAACGAAAUCCCCGGUUCCCCGAUCUUCAUCAUGAAGCUCGCCGGUAACGCCCGUCACUUGGAAGUCCAACUGCUGGCGGAUCAGUACGGUAACAACAUCUCCCUCUUCGGUCGUGAUUGUUCCGUGCAGCGUCGUCACCAGAAGAUCAUCGAAGAGGCUCCCGUCACCAUCGCCAAGCCGGUGACCUUCCAGGCUAUGGAGCGCGCCGCUGUGAGCCUGGGUCGCCUGGUCGGCUACGUGUCUGCCGGUACCGUCGAGUACCUGUACUCACACGCCGAUGACAAGUUCUACUUCCUGGAACUGAACCCCCGUCUUCAGGUCGAGCACCCGACUACGGAGAUGGUUUCGGGAGUCAACCUCCCUGCCGCCCAGCUUCAGAUUGCCAUGGGUAUUCCCCUUCACCGUAUCCGUGACAUCCGUCUGCUCUACGGUGUUGAUCCCAACACCUCCUCGGAGAUCGACUUCGACUUCUCCAGCGAGGAGAGCUUCCAGACCCAGCGGCGCCCUCAGCCCAAGGGACACACCACUGCGUGCCGUAUCACUUCCGAAGACCCGGGCGAGGGUUUCAAGCCUUCCAGCGGUACCAUGCACGAGCUGAACUUCCGCAGUUCCUCCAAUGUGUGGGGUUACUUCUCUGUCGGUACGUCCGGUGGUAUCCACAGCUUCUCGGACAGUCAGUUCGGUCACAUCUUCGCCUACGGUGAGAACCGUUCUGCCUCCCGGAAGCACAUGGUCAUCGCCUUGAAGGAACUGAGCAUUCGUGGUGAUUUCCGCACCACUGUCGAGUACCUGAUCAAGCUCUUGGAGACCCCCGCGUUCGAAGACAACACGAUUACCACCGGGUGGCUGGACCAGCUGAUUUCCAACAAGCUGACAGCUGAGCGCCCUGACACCAUCGUGGCGGUCCUGUGUGGAGCUGUCACCAAGGCUCACCAGGCCAGCGAGGCCGGUGUGGAAGAAUACCGCAAGGGACUGGAGAAGGGUCAGGUACCCUCCAAGGACGUCUUGAAGACGGUCUUCCCUGUGGACUUCAUCUAUGAAGGCCAGCGGUACAAGUUCACCGCCACCCGUGCCGGUCUCGACAGCUACCACCUCUUCAUCAACGGCUCCAAGUGCUCCGUGGGUGUGCGUGCCCUGGCCGAUGGUGGUCUGCUCGUUCUCCUGAACGGCCGCAGUCACAACGUCUACUGGAAGGAGGAGCCUGCCGCCACUCGUCUCAGUGUGGAUGGUAAGACCUGCCUGCUCGAGCAGGAGAACGACCCCACUCAGCUGCGUACGCCCUCUCCUGGUAAGCUCGUGAAGUUCACUGUGGAGAACGGUGAGCACGUCAAGGCGGGCCAGCCCUUCGCUGAGGUCGAGGUGAUGAAGAUGUACAUGCCCCUGAUCGCCCAGGAAGACGGUAUCGUCCAGCUCAUUAAGCAGCCUGGCGCUACCCUGGAGGCCGGUGACAUUCUCGGUAUCCUUGCUCUCGAUGAUCCGUCUCGCGUGAAACACGCUCAGCCGUUCACCGGUCAGCUUCCGGAGCUCGGCCCCCCUCAGGUUGUCGGUAACAAGCCUCCCCAGAGAUUCUUCCUCCUGCACAGCAUCCUGGAGAACAUCUUGAAGGGAUACGACAACCAGGUCAUCAUGAAUGCCACCCUGAAGGAGCUGGUCGAUGUCCUCCGUGACCCCGAUCUUCCUUACGGCGAGUGGAACGCUCAGUCUUCCGCUCUGCACUCUCGUAUGCCCCAGAAGCUCGACAGCCAGCUCCAGAACGUCGUCGACCGUGCCCGGGCUCGCAAGACUGAGUUCCCUGCCAAGCAGCUGCAGAAGACCGUUCAGCGUUUCAUCGAAGAGAAUGUCAGCCCUGCCGAUGCCGAAAUCCUCAAGACCACCCUUCUUCCUCUGACUGAGGUCAUCAACAAGUACAUUGAUGGCUUGAAGGUCCACGAGUUCAAUGUCUUCAUUGGUCUCCUGGAACAGUACUAUGAGGUCGAGAAGCUCUUCGGUGGCCGCGACGAAGAUGCCAUCUUGAAGCUCCGUGAGGAGAACAAGGAUGACAUUGGCAGCGUUGUUCAGACCGUCCUGUCCCACAGCCGCAUUGGCGCGAAGAACAACCUCAUUCUCGCCAUCUUGGCCAUGUACCGCCCCAACCAGCCUGCUGUUGGCAAUGUCGCCAAGUACUUCAAGCCCAUCCUGAAGAAGCUGACCGAGUUCGAGUCUCGCGCUGCCGCCAAGGUCACUCUCAAGGCCCGUGAGCUUCUCAUCCAGUGCGCUCUCCCAUCCCUGGAGGAGCGUCUGUCUCAGAUGGAACUCAUCCUGCGUUCGUCGGUCGUCGAGUCUCGCUACGGUGAGACCGGCUGGGACCACCGUGAGCCUGAUAUCUCGGUGCUGAAGGAGGUGGUGGACUCCAAGUACACUGUCUUCGAUGUGCUGCCGCGUUUCUUCGUUCACCAGGAUGUCUGGGUCACGCUCGCUGCUCUCGAGGUCUACGUGCGCCGCGCCUACCGUGCCUACACUCUGAAGGGCAUCCAGUACACCCAGGCUGGAGAGACCCCUCUCCUUUCUUGGGACUUCACCCUUGACAAGCUCGGACAGCCUGAGUUUGGCCCCAUCACCACCACUGACCCGUCGACCCCCAGCACCCCUACCGCUGAGGCGAACCCCUUCAAGCGGAUCAACUCCAUCAGUGACAUGUCCUACUUUGUUGGUGACGGCAGCGAGCAGAUGAGAAAGGGUGUUAUCAUGCCUGUUCAGUACCUGGAGGACGCUGAGGAGUACCUGCCCAGAGCUUUGGAGGCGUUCCCUCGGGCCGGUUCCAAGAAGAGACCCAGCGACAACGGCCUCCUUGCUAACUUGGAGGGCAAGCGUCGCCCUGCUCCUCGGGUUGAGAACGAGAGCGAGCUAACUGGUGUUCUCAACAUCGCCAUCCGCGAUGUCGAGGACCUCGAUGACAACCAGAUUGUCACUCAGAUCAACGGCAUGCUUGCUGACCUCAAGGAAGAGCUGCUCGCUCGUCGCAUCCGCCGGGUCACCUUCAUCUGUGGCAAGAACGGUAUCUACCCCGGAUACUUCACCUUCAGGGGCCCCAACUACGAUGAGGAUGAGAGUAUCCGUCACAACGAGCCUGCCCUUGCCUUCCAGCUGGAACUCGGCCGUCUGUCCAAGUUCAAGAUCAAGCCCGUUUUCACGGAGAACCGCAACAUUCACGUCUACGAGGCCAUUGGAAAGGGUCCCGAGAACGACAAGGCUGUGGACAAGCGUUACUUCGUCCGUGCGGUCGUGCGUCCGGGUCGCCUCCGUGAUGAUAUCCCCACUGCGGAGUACCUGAUUUCGGAGGCGGAUCGUCUUAUGAACGACAUUCUGGACGCUCUGGAGAUUAUCGGCAACAACAACUCCGAUCUGAACCACAUCUUCAUCAACUUCUCGCCCGUGUUCAAUCUGCAGCCGAAGGAUGUCGAGGAGGCCCUGAACGGUUUCCUCGAGCGUUUCGGUCGCCGCCUCUGGAGACUGCGUGUCACUGGUGCCGAAAUCCGUAUCUUGUGCACCGACCCCGUCACCGGCCUUCCUUACCCUCUGCGUGUGAUCAUCACCAACACCUACGGAUUCAUCAUCCAGGUUGAGCUCUACAUCGAGAAGAAGACGGAGAAGGGCGAAUGGAUCUUCCACAGCAUCGACGGUGGCAGCAACAAGCUUGGCUCCAUGCACUUGCGCCCGGUCUCCACGCCUUACCCUACCAAGGAAUGGCUGCAGCCCAAGCGCUACAAGGCCCACCUGAUGGGUACUCAGUACGUGUAUGAUUUCCCUGAGCUCUUCAGACAGGCCUUCCAGAACAGCUGGACCAAGGCGAUUGCCAAGAUCCCCUCCCUGGGUGAGCAGCGCCCUCCUGUUGGCGAAUGCAUCGACUACAGCGAGCUUGUGCUGGACGAUACCGACAACUUGGUCGAGAUCUCUCGUGGCCCCGGUACCAACACUCACGGUAUGGUGGGUUGGAUCGUCACCGCCCGCACCCCUGAGUACCCCCGUGGCAGACGGUUCAUCAUUGUUGCCAACGACAUCACCUUCCAGAUCGGUUCUUUCGGUCCUCAGGAAGACAAGUUCUUCCACAAGUGUACCGAGCUGGCCAGGAAGCUGGGCAUUCCUCGCAUCUACCUUUCUGCCAACUCUGGUGCUCGUAUCGGUAUGGCCGAUGAGCUGAUUCCUUACUUCUCGGUUGCCUGGAACGAUGCCGAGAAGCCCGAGGCCGGCUUCAAGUACCUGUACUUCACUCCCGAGGUCAAGCAGAAGCUGGAUGCCAGCAAGAAGAAGGAGGUCAUCACCGAGCUGAUCCAUGAAGAGGGUGAAGAACGCCACAAGAUCACCACCGUUAUUGGUGCCAAGGACGGCUUGGGUGUCGAGUGUCUGAAGGGCUCCGGUCUUAUUGCCGGUGCUACCUCCAAGGCUUACGAAGACAUCUUCACCAUCACCCUGGUGACUUGCCGUUCCGUCGGUAUCGGUGCCUACCUUGUCCGUCUCGGACAGAGAGCCAUCCAGGUCGAGGGCCAGCCCAUCAUUCUCACUGGUGCUCCGGCUAUCAACAAGCUGCUGGGCCGCGAGGUCUACACCUCCAACCUGCAGCUUGGUGGCACCCAGAUCAUGUACAGAAACGGUGUGUCCCACAUGACUGCUACCGAUGACUUCGAAGGUGUGCAGAAGAUUGUGGAAUGGAUGUCCUUUGUUCCCGACAGGAAGGGAUCCCCGAUCCCCAUCCGCCCCUGGUCCGACACUUGGGACCGCGAUGUGGCCUACUACCCGCCCAACAAGCAGCCCUACGAUCCCCGCUGGCUCAUUGCCGGUAAGGAAGACGAAGAUGGCUUCCUGCCUGGUCUGUUCGACACGGGCUCUUUCGAGGAGGCUCUCGGUGGAUGGGCUCGUACCGUGGUUGUCGGUCGUGCCAGACUUGGCGGUAUCCCCAUUGGUGUGAUUGCUGUUGAGACCCGCUCGGUCGAGAAUGUCACCCCUGCCGACCCUGCUAACCCCGACUCCAUGGAGAUGGUCAGCACCGAGGCUGGUGGUGUGUGGUACCCCAACUCCGCCUUCAAGACCGCCCAGGCCCUCCGUGAUUUCAACAACGGUGAGCAGCUUCCUGUGAUGAUCCUGGCCAACUGGAGAGGUUUCUCUGGUGGACAGCGUGACAUGUACAACGAGGUCCUCAAGUACGGUUCCUACAUCGUCGAUGCUCUCGUCAAGUACGAGCAGCCCAUCUUCAUCUACAUCCCGCCUUACGGUGAACUCCGUGGUGGAUCCUGGGUCGUCGUCGAUCCCACGAUCAACCCCGACCAGAUGGAGAUGUACGCCGAUGAGGAGUCCCGCGGUGGUGUCCUCGAGCCCGAGGGUAUCGUCAACAUCAAGUACCGCCGUGACAAGCAGCUCGACACCAUGGCUCGUCUGGAUGCCACUUACGGCGAGCUCCGCCGCUCCCUUGAGGACACAUCCCUCUCCAAGGACCAGCUGUCUGAGAUCAAGGCCAAGAUGGCUGCCCGCGAGGAGCAGCUUCUGCCCGUCUACCUGCAGAUCGCCCUUCAGUUUGCUGAUCUCCACGACCGCGCUGGCCGCAUGGAGGCCAAGAACACCAUCCGCCAGCCUCUCACCUGGAAGAACGCCCGCCGCUUCUUCUACUGGCGUCUCCGCCGUCGUCUCAGCGAGGAGCUCAUUGUCAAGCGCAUGGUUACUGCGGCUCCUAACCCUGCUGCUCGCGACGGCACGGUUGCUCUCCCUGCUGCUUCCAGCGCCCCGACCGCCACCGAGUCCCCUCGCGCUGUGCACCUCCGCACUCUGCACGGUUGGACCGGAUUCCUCGACGAGGAACUGGAGCACGACGACCGCCGCGUCGCCACCUGGUACGAGGAGAACAAGAAGGCCAUCCAGGCCAAGGUGGACUCCCUCAAGGUCGAGAGCGUGGCCACCGAAGUCGCCCAGAUGCUUGUCAACAACCGCGACGGUGCCCUGAAGGGUGUGCAGCAGGUUCUCAGCGUCCUCCCCGUGGAAGAGAAGGAGGCUGUUCUCAAGUUCCUGUCUUCCAACUAG
This is a messenger RNA of Aspergillus ibericus CBS 121593, 6840 nucleotides long. RefSeq names its product acetyl-CoA carboxylase ACC1. The coding region runs from base 1 to 6840 and encodes 2279 amino acids. Gene Ontology annotation, molecular function: metal ion binding; ATP binding; acetyl-CoA carboxylase activity. The transcript is spliced from 3 exons. Gene Ontology annotation, biological process: fatty acid biosynthetic process. NCBI's taxonomy places the organism in Eukaryota, Fungi, Ascomycota, Eurotiomycetes, Eurotiales, Aspergillaceae. The record is from RefSeq and is a predicted model, not a curated record.